AUGCGGGAAUGCGAAAAAGAGUUUGACUCUUUGUUCAACAGUGAUCAUCAUAAUGCUGAUCGCAUCUUCUAUCAAGCAGAACAUGGAGAUUCUGCUUAUGACGAUUUAUUUUCUCUGGAUACACAAAUGCUACUGCCUGUUUCGGACCAUAUAGAUUUAAUUGGAGAAGGUUUGAGCUCAUUAACAAAUGCCACAAUUUCGGCUUAUAACUCUGGUUCCGAUACAGAUAAGGAUAAUUACAAAGCUUCAUCUAACCCUAUGGAUCUUUUCAAUCUUGAGUUCAAUGAUUGCUCAUCUUCAAAUUCCUGUGAUUCAGGAAAAGAUAGUCCAAGCGGCAGUGAAUCAUUGUAUGACCAAUCGCCAUGGACGUUUUCAAACGAACCUGUUAAUGAAAUAAUUGUUGAACAACAGGAUAUUGAAUCGUCUUCAUUUGAUGGCUUUGCUGUGGACUAUCCAACAAGCACUAUACAGUCAAAUACUCUUAAUCAUCGAGAUGUCCAGCCAAACGCUUCUCUUAACGCAAGAACAAAAUAUGUUUAUUAUGUUCCAGAACCUGGGGCAGAAAAAGAACCUUUCAAGUUCAGAACUCGCGCACCAAUGAAGGUUGCUCCCGCUCCUCCGAAACCAAAAGUUUUCGUCAGCUCCAACAACGGCUUGCAAAUUCGAAACUAUCAGUCUUUACGAACUCACCCUUUACCUUCUUCAGUUGCGACUUCGAGCCCUAACCCAUCGGCAGUCGCAACAACAGCGCCUGUUAGAGCUACAACCGCUGUAGGUACUUCAGUUUCGGUUCCUAACAUUCAGAUAGCUCCUGCUUUGGUGAAGUUCACUCAGUACGAUGAAGUAGAUGAUUGGCAAAAAAGACAAGAAGAUCGUAGAAUCAAAAACAGAGCUGCGGCACAAGCAUCUCGACAAAGGAAAAGAACCGAAAUUGAUGAAAUGAAGGCAAAAGUUGCUCAGUUGGAAGCUGAAAAUGAAACAUUGAAAAGUGAAAACUUGGAACUGAAGUCGCGUCUUUCCUCUUUCACCGAGACCCAAGGCUCUCGAUCUUGGAAAAUACCUCAAAACAGAAAAAGAGCUGCUUUUGCUGGAGUGUGUAUGAUGGCUUUAUUCAUGAUGGUUUCUGUUUCUCCUAUUGAUCUCCAAAAAUCUUCCCGCCCUAGUUUUACCAACGCCGAGUCUACAGUUUCUCACCAUAUAAGUCAUGGAAAAGUUCUCAAAUAUGACGAUCCAAUAGUUGAUUCCAAAUCACAGAAUGAAACAAUUUCUUGUGGCUUUAAGAAACCAUGGCUUAACAAGACAGAAACGAUCAGAUUGAACACUGAUCUCUAUAAUUGGGUUGAUAGACAUGAACAAAUGGAUUUAAAUCUUAAAAAAGGAAAAAGAGUUUUACUUCGAAAUGGCCCAAAGUCAUGGCCUGCCUCUCUCGUCGUCGAAAGAGUUAAUGUGACUGAAAUAAAUCAGCCAACUAGAACGGUGUCUGAAAAGAAAGAACAAGCACGUCAAACAGCGAUCCGUGAUAGGGCAUGGAAGCACCUGGAUAUGAUCAGCCAAUCUAGCUAUACCUUGAGAGAUAAACGAGACAAAGCGAAAAAACUCAUCAAGAUGGAGAAACAGCAGCUACAAGAGCAUUCACCCUCGAGAGAGCAGUAUGAAAAGUUGGCAGCUUCAAUACAGCAUCGUCCGGAUACCCUAUAUGUAGUUACAAUGAAGGAUUACUUUUUGUUACCUGCUAUUACAAGAAAUGAAACUUCCCGUCCACGGAUAGCUUUGAUUCUUCCAGCGUUAUCCCUCAAUGGAACUAUAUCAUCACAAGUUUCAAUGAUGAGGAUUGAUUUGGAUGUAGUGGGCACUGGUUUGUUUCAUCUAUCCCGAGAAUUUGUUCCAUUAUUUUUUACCUAA
Molecule: messenger RNA, 1902 nt
Organism: Auanema sp. JU1783
Lineage: Eukaryota; Metazoa; Nematoda; Chromadorea; Rhabditida; Rhabditidae
Source: the annotation of a GenBank genome assembly